Molecule: messenger RNA, 951 nt
Organism: Kuraishia capsulata CBS 1993
Lineage: Eukaryota; Fungi; Ascomycota; Pichiomycetes; Pichiales; Pichiaceae
Exons: 1
Coding region: 1-951 (316 amino acids)
Biological process (GO): protein catabolic process
Molecular function (GO): protein-N-terminal asparagine amidohydrolase activity; protein-N-terminal glutamine amidohydrolase activity
Source: RefSeq, a predicted model, not a curated record
AUGAAGCUCAGAAUUGCGGUUCUGCAAAUGAGCUCAAGACUAAACCAGUUCAGAUCAAAUGUCGCCAAGGCCCAUGACCUGGUAUCGCAGAUACCUCCCAACCCUCUAGGAACACCCCAGUUGAUUGUUUUCUCAGAACUUGCCCUGACCAUAUACAACUUUCACUCUCGCUCCAGUUUGCUGCCAUAUUGCGAGAUUGUGGGCAAAGGCGAAAAUUUUCGAAUGGCGCAGCAAUUGAGCAUCAAGAACAAAUCAUUCACACUGCUGGGUUACCCCGAGAUCACAGAGGACUCCAAAAUCUACAACAGCGCGAUGCUGGUUUCACCAUUAGGAAAACUUGUUUACAACUACCGAAAGACACAUUUGUACGAGUCGGAUGAGAAUUUUGGGUGUUCGGAGUCUGAAGUUGGGUUUCAGAGCUUCCCGAUUGACUUUCAGGACUCAGCCCACAAAAGUGCGAAAGAGAUUAUCAAGUGCUCCAUUGGAAUAUGUAUGGACCUGAAUCCAUACAAGUUUGAGGCCCCCUUUGAAAAAUUCGAAUUUGCUACUCAUUGCAAGGAAAAUGACGUCUCGUUAGUUCUAUGUCCAAUGGCAUGGCUGCAUUCAGAGUCUCCUUCAAUCACCAAACAGCCCGGUGAUUGGGAUAUUGAGAUGCAAGAAGUUCCCCAGGUUGUGGAUACUAAUGGUGACAUCAGGGGAGGUAGCGAGUCGUCCAGAAGUUCCAUCGAAUACUGGUGGCUGAGACUGAGCCCAUUGCUAGCACUAAAGGAUAAGCUGAUAACGAUUGUUAUUUGCAAUAGAUCUGGACUUGAGGAUGAUGUGUUGUACUGUGGUACUUCCUGUAUACUUCAAUUGGACACUUCCAAACGCAAGAUCCAUCUUUUAGGCAGUCUCGGAUGGAAGGAUGAGGGCUUGCUGUUUAGAGAGGUGGAUACGAUGCUGGAACUUUGA